AUGUCUGACGGGUACAUUUACCAGCCUACGGAUAUCGUCUUGGCGAAAGUGAAGGGCUACCCAGCGUGGCCCGCCAUGAUUAUACCGACGGAAUUGAUCCCGCCGAACGUGCUGAAGACCAAUUCGCAUCUGAAGAGCAGCGAUUCUGAGGAUUCAGAUUCCGAUGAGUCUAUAAAAUACUCGAAGCUGCUGAAGUUCAAGAAGUUCAAGACGUCGCAGGAUGCGUACUGCGUGAAGUUUUUGAAGGAUGACUCGUACCGCUGGGCUAAAGCACACGAACUGCAGCUACUGACCACUGAAGAUUGCGAGGAGUGGCUGAAGAAGAACAAGAGCAAGCAGAAACGACUGACGCCUGCGUACAGAAUGGCAAUUGCCGGAUUGAGUGGCGACGCGAAGACGCCUGGCAUUGACGUGUGGGAAUUUGUGGAGUAUGGCUCCAAUGGGAAGGACGACGAUGAGGAGUACGUGGAGGAUGAAGAAGAGGAGAAGAAACACACCAGAAGUAGCAGGAGAGUAAAAGAACGAGCAGCUUCUGCGGAGACAACGCAGAAGAGGAGCACUCGAAAGUCCGCCAGACAACGGGCCCUGCAAGAGACUGAGCAGGAGCGACACUCGGAGACUGAAGAUCUUGCCAGAGCCCGGAGGAAGAGGAAGAGGAGUACGAGAACGUCAAAGACCGCUGUAGAGGCCGAACCGCAACCGAAGAAGACGAAGGUGAAAUCUGCAAAGACAAGGGCCGAGCCCAAACCCAAGGUUGAGAAGUACAAUUACGAGGACGACGAGGAUUGGUCAAUUGUGGGGCGUGGUCCCCAAAAUUACACCAUUGACAGACAUAUUAGUCCUCUGGUUCACAAACUAUCACAAAAGAAAAAUCAGGACGCGCAUGCUGAAACAAGAUUGGACCUUACUGACAAAUUAUCUUCCAUCAACAAACUAAUGUCUGGCCUGCUGGUAAAGGACACUUUUGAAAAGGAGGAUUACGAAGUAAUACUGGACGAACUAGACAUCUUAUUAGGUGUGAAGGGAGCGAAGAACGAGUUCAUAACCGUUUUUAGAAAUAAUGCGGAACUCUUGGUAAACUUUAGAAUUCUGUUCAAUUUGAAACAAGGAGGGCUAGAAGAUUGCAGCUUAUGGGAAGCGUUCCAAGAUACAUUCCAAUCCAUCUACGAUUUCAAAUACCAACCCGACACAGAACCGUGGUCCAAGGAGACAGAUAUUCAAAUAAAACAGGAAGAAGAAGCAAAUGGCGAACACGAACAACCCAAUCCUGUAAAAGAAGAGACUGAAGGUAACAUCGAUAAGAGUAAUGGAGGUCAAGACAAUAAUGCACAGACUGAACUGGAAGCAAAUGAACAGUGA
Huiozyma naganishii CBS 8797 is the source of this 1359-nucleotide messenger RNA. It is a transcript of the gene IOC4, whose product is annotated as Ioc4p. NCBI's taxonomy places the organism in Eukaryota, Fungi, Ascomycota, Saccharomycetes, Saccharomycetales, Saccharomycetaceae. The transcript has a single exon. Bases 1 to 1359 code for a protein of 452 amino acids. The record is from RefSeq and is a predicted model, not a curated record.